AUGCAAGUUCUCAUCAAGAAGAUCAUUGGAAAUCCAGUAGCAUAUGAAAUAGACAAUUACGACAGAGUUGAAGAUAUUAAAGCAAAGAUUCAAGCCCAAGAAGGUGUUCCAUUAAAUCAGCAAGAUUUAAUUUAUUCCGGAAUGCGUCUUAUUAAUGGUUCAACAAUCCAGGACUAUUCAUUAAAGAGGAAUGAUACUAUUCAUCUCAUUAUACGCAUGACCGGUUUCUAA
Messenger RNA from Trichomonas vaginalis G3, 231 nucleotides. Its product is annotated as cellular macromolecule catabolic process. NCBI's taxonomy places the organism in Eukaryota, Parabasalia, Trichomonadida, Trichomonadidae. Gene Ontology annotation, biological process: protein ubiquitination; modification-dependent protein catabolic process. Bases 1 to 231 code for a protein of 76 amino acids. The transcript has a single exon. Gene Ontology annotation, molecular function: protein tag activity; ubiquitin protein ligase binding. Gene Ontology annotation, cellular component: cytoplasm; nucleus. The record is from RefSeq and is a predicted model, not a curated record.